UUACGAAAAAUUGAACAUUUUUUCUCUAUUUAAUCAUAUAGUAUAGCAACAGGAGAUGUUUGAAAUAAGUUUUGCCUUUGGGUACUCCAUUGACAUAACUUAAGUUGGCUAUUAUUAUUGGGAACAUCACAUGAUCACUCAACUGAUCUAUGUGCAAAUCGUAUUGAUAUACACUUGCACCGCAAAAUAACCACAUGCAUGCCAUAUGAUUUCUGCAUCAACAAAAUCUACAAAAUAAAAGAGUUUAGAAAGAAAAUAAUUAAUUUUGUUACAAAAAAAAAGAAGAAAAUAAUUAAUAAAAAGGAAAAAAUUGAUUUAUUUGUUCUUUCAAAUAAAGUGUGAUUCUCUUGGAUCAUUAAAACUGAAAAUCAUGUGAUUAGUCCAAUGUGGCUAGACUUUUGUUGGAAUAUAGAAACGAAGUGAAUAUUAUAUAUACAAAUUACUUUUACAUAUUAUUAUUUAUUUUUUGUUCAUUAUGUAUUAUAAAAUAAUAAAUAUAUUGAAUAAUUGAAAAGCGAGUAACUAUUAUAUAUAUAAAUAAAUUAAAGUAAUCACAUAAACCAAAAAUAAUUUCUCUUGUUUAUUUACAAUAAUAUUUAUUCGUAAACCAAUAGAAACAAUAAUUUUAUUUAUUUUAUAUGUUAUAUAAUUAAAUUAAUUGAUAUUGACAUAGAGAUGUAGUAUAUUUAAAAUGUCUUUUUUUUUUGAAGCAUUCUGUUUACUUAGCUUUUUUUUUGUGUUGGUUUCUGCAGUUGCUUCUUGCUGUGAAGCAGUGCCAUGAGAAGGGUAUAUGUCAUGGUGAUAUCAAGUGCGAGAACGUUUUGGUCACUUCCUGGAACUGGCUUUACCUUGCUGACUUUGCGUCUUUCAAACCCACAUACAUUCCUUAUGAUGAUCCUUCAGACUUUUCCUUUUUCUAUGAUACAAGGGGACAAAGACUUUGUUAUCUGGCUCCAGAGGUACUAUAGAACCAUUAUCGAAAUUUUAUUCUUUUUAUUUUUCGAUGUAGAUCUGUCAUAUUGUUCUAUUUCACCUCUACUGAGAAUAUUAUUAUUGUGUGCUUAUUUCUUCUCUACCCCUGUUUCAGUAAGCCCUUUGUCCAUUGUGUUCUACGAUUGAAUUGUUUUCUGUAUAACUACUGAUAAAUGGUGGCAAAACCUUCAACAACAGACCAUCCUUUCUUGUUGGUCAUGUCUAUGUUCUUUUUUUCAUAUUUAAACAGAUUGUUGCUUAAUUACAGAGAUUCUAUGAGCAUGGAGGUGAGACCAAAGUUGCACAAGAUGCUCCAUUAAAGCCAUCCAUGGAUAUAUUUGCUGUGGGAUGUGUGAUAGCAGAGCUUUUUCUUGAGGGUCAGCCACUAUUUGAACUUGCUCAGCUUCUCGCUUAUCGCAGAGGACAACAUGAUCCUAGCCAACACCUUGAAAAGAUUCCUGAUCCGGGAAUACGCAAGAUGAUUCUUCAUAUGAUUCAGUUAGAACCCGAAGCACGCCUAUCAGCUGAAAACUACCUGCAAAAUUAUGUGGGAGUUAUUUUCCCAAACUACUUCUCACCAUUUCUGCACACUUUGUACUGUUGUUGGAAUACACUUCCUUCGGAUAUGAGGGUAGCAACUUGCCAGGGAAUAUUUCAAGAAAUACUUAAGAAGAUGAUGGAAAAUAAGCCAGGUGAUGAGAUGGGUGUUGAUUCUCCUUUACCUUCACAUCCAGUGAACGCAAGCAAGGUACAAGAAACUUUCCUGAGCCACCGUCAAUAUCUCGAGAUCUCCCGAGAAGUUAAACCAACCGAAAAGAAGACAAUUCCUGAGCCACCGUCAAUAUCGUUCUCGUCACUUCCACAUGAAAUCGCAGAGAACAUUCUUGCCCGUGUCUCCAGAUGGAAAUAUGCACGUCUUUCUCUCGUCUGCAAGAGCUUCCGCUCUCUCUUAUCUUCUACGGAAAUCUACAAGACUCGAUCUCAAAUCGGAGCCAAUGAAACAUGCGUCUAUAUCUGCUUAGAGCUGCCUGAUCAACCAUGUGCGAGAUGGUUUAGUCUGUGGACAAACCCUGAUAAAACACGAACCAAACGGACAGGCACGAAGACUAGGUUUAAGCGGGAUUCAAGUGGAAACUCGGUUCUUCAGAUACCUUUCUCUUCUUCCCCUUCUGCUCCCUUACCUUAUGACACACAAACAGUUGGUUCGGAAAUCUACAUAAUCGGUGGACCCCACAAGAAGCCGUCUUCAUCUGUCCGGAUCCUUGAUUGUAAGAGUCAAACUUGGCGUGAUGCACCUAACAUGACCGUGGCUAGGGAGAAUGCGGCCACAGCUUUAGUGGAUGAUAAAAUAUAUGUAGUGGGAGGUUGUAAUAUUGAUGCCUACUCUACCAACUGGAUUGAGGUAUUUGACAUAACGAGUCAGUCCUGGACAGCCUUGCCGGGUCCUGACUCUCUUGUGGACGACGAGUUACCCGAUGAUGACGACUAUUGUAAUAUAGUUAAUGUGUUUGAAGGAAAAAUUUACUUGACAAUAGAUGAAAAGGACUACACUUACGAUUCGAAAGAUGACACGUGGAAACUUGUAAAAGUGGAAACGAGUUUCCUUUCUUCCGUUAAGGUUUGGUGGGAGAUGGAGAAUGUAUUAUACUGUUGCACUGACUUGGGGUACUUAAUGUGGUCUGGAUGUGAGAUUGAGGGUAGAGAGUGGAGAGAGAUCAAGGGCUUGAAUAAAUUGCGUAAGCAUUUAAAAACUGGGAAUGAGAUUGAAAUGGUAAAAUAUGGUGCGAAGCUUUUAGUGAUGUGGCAUUCAUAUCCCGAUCUUUGCAUGGGAAACAAAAUUUGGUAUGCAAAGAUUUGUUUAGAAUCAAGAUGCAAUGGAGGUGAGGUGUGGGGUAAGGUUGAGUGUGUCGAUGUGCUUACCUUUCCUGUUGAAUCAUUUGCAAACUUUUAUUGUUUAACUGCUUCGGUUUGAGAUGGUAUGAGUUUGCGUUACGUGUUACAAGUCAAGUGAGCAUCAUCAUAAGCUUGAACCAUUUUAUGUAUUACUAUUUGUGUUUUCACGUUAAUUGACAUUACGUGUUUAAUUGGUGUUGCGAAUAUUACAGGAGAUGUUUGAAAUAGGUUUUGCCUUUGGGGGUACUCCAUUGACAUAAGUUGGCUAUUAUUAUUGGGAACAUCACAUAACCACUCAACUGAUCUAUGUGCAAAUCGUAUUGAUAUACACUUGCACCGCAAAAUAACCACAUGCCAUAUGAUUCCUGCAUCAACAAAAUCUACAAAAUAAAAGAGUUUAGAAAGAAAAUAAUUAAUAAAAAGGAAAAAAUUGAUUUAUUUGUUCUUUCUAAUAAAAUGUGAUUCUCUUGGAUCAUUAAAACUGAAAAUCAUGUGAUUAGUCCAAUGUGCUAGACUUUUGUUAGAAUAUAGAAAUGAAGACCCGCACCUUGCGCGGAAUGAAGAUGCGGAGUGAAUAUUAUAUAUAUAAAUUACUUUUACAUAUUAUUAUUUAUUUUUUGUUCAUUAUGUAUUAUGAAAUAAUAAAUAUAUAGAAUAAUUGAAAAGCGAGUAACUAUUAUAUAUAUAAAUAAAUUGAAGUAAUCACAUAAACCAAAAAUAAUUCCUCUUGUUUAUUUACAAUAAUUUUUAUUCGUAAACCAAUAAAAACAAUAAUUUUAUUUAUUUUAUAUGUUAUAUAAUUAAAUUAAUUGAUAUAUGACAUAGAGAUGUAGUAUAUUUAAAAUGGAUAUUUACUAAUAGGAGCUUUCUACUCA
Molecule: messenger RNA, 3740 nt
Organism: Brassica napus (rape)
Lineage: Eukaryota; Viridiplantae; Streptophyta; Magnoliopsida; Brassicales; Brassicaceae
Product: F-box/kelch-repeat protein At5g39560-like
Exons: 5
Coding region: 1301-2944 (547 amino acids)
Biological process (GO): protein phosphorylation
Molecular function (GO): ATP binding; protein binding; protein kinase activity
Source: RefSeq, a predicted model, not a curated record